GGUCGCUGUUCUGAGCGUCAGCUCUUCCUCUCUUUCGAUUUUGGGGUUAAAAUGGAGAAACACUGCACGGACUCACGAGUCAAAGGAGUCAGCACUGGGACCACCAUCCUGGCGGCCGUUUUUGAUGGCGGGGUUGUGAUUGGUUCAGACUCCAGAGCUUCAGUGGGAGAGGAGUAUGUAUCGUCUAAGACCAUCAACAAGGUGAUUCAGGUUCACGACCGGAUCUUCUGCUGCAUAGCUGGUUCACUUGCAGAUGCUCAGGCCAUCACCAAGGCUGCAAAGUUCCACCUGUCCUUCCACAGUGUCCAGAUGGAGAGCCCUCCACGGGUGAUGGCAGCAGCAUCUGUGUUGAAGGAUUUGUGCUACAAAAACAGGGAGGAGCUGCAGGCCGGCUUCAUGACAGCAGGCUGGGACAAGAAGAACGGACCACAGGUGUACGUUGUGGCUCUUGGCGGGAUGUUGAUUAACCAGCUUGUUACCAUCGCCGGCUCAGGCAGCACUUAUAUCUAUGGCUACAUUGACGCUAAAUACAAACCCAACAUGACGAAAGAGGAAUGCCUGCAGUUUGCCACUAACGUGGACUUGUAUUACCUGUUUUGUCUGUUUAGGAUGUAACAAGUUAAACACUCAACUGAAGUCAGACUCCUGAAAAACAAGUUAUUUUCUACUCAGUGAAGACGUGAAAAUCUAGAAGCACUGCUGUAAAAACAACUGUUUAAUCUUUAUUACAAAAUUGCAAGCAGAGUCAGAGAUACUUAUACAGAAAUUAACUUUCCACCCUUUUAUGUGACCAAACAUCAAGUUUUUGUGGGGGUGGGGGGGUUUCCAUGUCAAAAAAAAAAAAAGAAUAAAAUAUUUGCAUUUCCA
Haplochromis burtoni (Burton's mouthbrooder) is the source of this 867-nucleotide messenger RNA. Its product is annotated as proteasome subunit beta type-6-B like protein. The record is from RefSeq and is a predicted model, not a curated record. Gene Ontology annotation, molecular function: threonine-type endopeptidase activity. NCBI's taxonomy places the organism in Eukaryota, Metazoa, Chordata, Actinopteri, Cichliformes, Cichlidae. Gene Ontology annotation, cellular component: proteasome core complex.